GUGCGCGGUGACUGGCGGCGGCCCUGGCGGCAGCUGGCGGCUUCCGAGUGCCGGUCGCGGGCUUGGAGGAGUUCCGAGGGGACGGCGAGCAGCGCGGGAGCGGGCCGGGGGCUUGUGACCGACCAUGCCGACGGUGGAGGAGCUUUACCGCAACUACGGCAUCCUGGCCGACGCCACGGAGCAAGUGGGCCAGCAUAAAGAUGCUUACCAAGUGAUAUUGGAUGGUGUGAAAGGUGGUACCAAGGAGAAACGAUUAGCAGCUCAGUUUAUUCCAAAAUUCUUCAAGCAUUUUCCAGAAUUGGCUGACUCUGCUAUCAAUGCGCAGUUAGACCUCUGUGAGGAUGAAGACGUUUCCAUUCGAAGACAGGCCAUUAAAGAGCUGCCUCAGUUUGCCACUGGAGAGAACCUUCCCCGGGUGGCAGAUAUACUGACCCAACUUUUGCAGACAGAUGACUCUGCAGAAUUUAACUUAGUGAAUAAUGCCCUGCUAAGCAUAUUUAAGAUGGAUGCCAAAGGGACGUUAGGUGGUUUAUUCAGCCAAAUACUUCAAGGUGAAGACAUUGUUAGAGAACGAGCAAUUAAGUUCCUUUCAACGAAACUUAAGACUUUACCGGAUGAAGUCCUGACAAAGGAGGUAGAGGAGCUUGUACUAACUGAAUCCAAAAAGGUCCUAGAAGAUGUAACUGGUGAAGAAUUUGUUCUCUUCAUGAAGAUACUGUCUGGGUUAAAGAGCCUGCAGACAGUGAGUGGCAGGCAGCAGCUUGUGGAGUUGGUUGCUGAGCAGGCUGACCUGGAGCAGACCUUCAACCCGUCGGACCCAGACUGCGUGGACAGACUCUUACAGUGCACGCGGCAGGCAGUGCCCCUCUUCUCGAAAAAUGUCCACUCUACAAGGUUCGUGACUUAUUUCUGUGAGCAGGUUCUUCCUAACCUCAGUACCCUAACUACUCCAGUGGAAGGUCUUGAUAUACAGUUGGAGGUGUUGAAAUUGUUGGCGGAGAUGAGUUCAUUUUGUGGUGACAUGGAGAAGCUGGAAACAAAUUUAAGGAAACUCUUUGAUAAAUUAUUGGAGUACAUGCCUCUGCCUCCCGAAGAAGCUGAAAAUGGGGAGAAUGCUGGAAAUGAAGAACCUAAGUUGCAGUUUAGUUACGUGGAGUGCUUGUUGUACAGUUUCCACCAACUGGGCCGAAAACUUCCAGAUUUCCUAACAGCUAAACUGAAUGCAGAAAAACUCAAAGAUUUCAAAAUCAGGCUGCAGUACUUUGCACGGGGUCUGCAGGUUUACAUCAGACAGCUUCGUCUGGCUCUCCAGGGAAAAACAGGCGACGCCUUAAAAACAGAAGAGAACAAGAUUAAAGUCGUGGCAUUAAAAAUAACCAACAAUAUUAAUGUUUUAAUCAAGGAUCUCUUCCAUAUUCCUCCUUCCUAUAAGAGCACAGUGACGUUAUCCUGGAAACCGGUACAGAAGGUUGAGCUUGGGCAGAAGAGAGCCACUGAAGAUAGAACUUCAGGUUCCCCACCCAAGAAGUCUGCAGCAGGACCAAAAAGGGAUGCCAGACAGAUCUAUAAUCCUCCCAGUGGGAAAUACAGCAGCAAUUUGAGCAAUUUUAAUUAUGAGCAGAGAGGAGCCUUCAGGGGAAGUAGAGGUGGCCGAGGUUGGGGAGCACGAGGAAAUCGUAGUCGGGGAAGACUCUACUGAGAAAGACAUCACAUUCUUCAGCAUUGUCAUGAGCAUAAUAUACUAAAUUCUACUGUUCUAUGGAUUGCCGGGGAUGUCCCUUUAAAGGACUGCUGCCUUCAGCUAAAAACUUACUGUUCUUUAUACCUUUGUAUGUAUGAUCUACUUUUGUAAUAGACCAUGGUUGUGUCCAAGGUAAAACCACAGCGAUAUUUUUGGAUGCUUUGUCUGCAAUCUUGGAUUGUUUUUGCAAUACAUUAUUCAAACUUCACUAUUGUGAAUCUUUUAAAUGUCUCGAUAAUUUGUUAUUAAAAGCUGUUCAAGACUAAAAUGUAAAGAGAUUCAGUCUAGUUCUGCUGUCUUGUAAAGAUCUUCAGUUUUGAUGAUUUUCCUCUCCCCUCUUGGUUUUUUGCUCAACAUAUGGAGAAAAGUAACUGUCAAUCUUAACAUUUUAUUUUCAUUAUUUUUUAAGAAGCUGCAAUCCAGUGGUGCAGCAUUCAAGAUACUUACCAGCUUUCUUAAAAUGUGGAACUGACUUUACAUUUUUAGGAGGAAGUAAGUUGCUUUGCACUGCUUACCUAACUUUUCUCCAUAUAUUGUGAUACAAACUUUUGAAUAUGGGAUCUUACUCUUUGAAUGUGUAUGUAUAAUAUACAUACGUAGGUAUAUAUGUGUGAGUAUGUGUGUGUGUAUAUAUAUAUGCAUAUAUAUAUAUAUGCAUGCUGUGAAACUUGACUAUACAACCUAAAUCAUUUUUUAAAAUUCCAGGAAUGGGUUGUCUUUGACACAAUGAUUAUCCUUUUGAGGUUGAAUUCAUUAAUGACUUAUCACCUAGGAUUUUAUU
Ochotona curzoniae (black-lipped pika) is the source of this 2522-nucleotide messenger RNA. It is a transcript of the gene API5, whose product is annotated as apoptosis inhibitor 5. Gene Ontology annotation, biological process: negative regulation of apoptotic process. The record is from RefSeq and is a predicted model, not a curated record. Bases 125 to 1699 code for a protein of 524 amino acids. Gene Ontology annotation, cellular component: nucleus. The transcript is spliced from 14 exons. Gene Ontology annotation, molecular function: RNA binding. Lineage: Eukaryota; Metazoa; Chordata; Mammalia; Lagomorpha; Ochotonidae.